Megalobrama amblycephala (Wuchang bream) is the source of this 5371-nucleotide messenger RNA. RefSeq lists its product as uncharacterized. Gene Ontology annotation, cellular component: catenin complex; adherens junction. The record is from RefSeq and is a predicted model, not a curated record. Gene Ontology annotation, biological process: cell-cell adhesion; cell migration. NCBI's taxonomy places the organism in Eukaryota, Metazoa, Chordata, Actinopteri, Cypriniformes, Xenocyprididae. Gene Ontology annotation, molecular function: beta-catenin binding; actin filament binding. The coding region runs from base 968 to 5335 and encodes 1455 amino acids. The transcript is spliced from 7 exons.
GGGUAUUACGAGAUUUUAACCUUCGGAAAAUUUGAACUUGAUUUUUCUCAAAUUGACUUGGCUGACUCUACAGACUUCAAACAUGUGUAGCUCAAUAAUUUUUUUGUGACACUCCAACAAAUCAUACAUUUUGAAGGUUUUUUUUUUUUAAUAACUCAUUUUUGAAAAAUUGCACAUUGACUCAUUUUGCCAGGACGGGUCACAAAUAUAUAUUUUAUAUAAAAUAAUGUUCAUAAAUCAUUUCUAUAAACCUCUAUAACUUUAUAACUAUAAUCAACAAUAAUCUGCCAAGGGUCUUCUUUAAAAUGAGAUGAAACUUAAGUCUGUGCUCCCAAGCUUCAAUUUUUUGAGUUUUUUGGCAUGGACAUUUUUGGCCACUAUGAACCUAUGUGUAACUUUUUUUAAUUGAUGCACAAGGAUUAAUUAUAUUUUUGUAAUUAUAAGGAUUGCUAUAUAGAAUAAUAGGUGGAAUUGCAUGUUUGCAUCAAAAUCAGGAAAGUACUCAAAUUGUUCUCAGCAUCUGUCCAAAAAGAUUAGACAUUUAAACAAAUGAAACUGCACAGAAAUUUGUUUUAAUAUUCUGAAUUAAUAUAUUGUUUUGAUGUCACUGGUUAUUAUACAAUUACAUUAGCUCUUUAUCUCACUUUGUAACUAAUUACUUUGGUUACCAUGGGACAUCUGAGAGCCAAACAAACAGUGCUGCAUUGCAUUAUUCAUUAGUUCAUUCAUUGUGUGACAGGCAGAGCUCUUGCAUGGAGCUACUACACCACCAGGUAUGUUUAUUUUAAUAUAUCCAUAAGCAAAGAACAACUUCACCUGCUUAUAUCAAACAUUAUGAUUUUGUUCUGUAAAUGUCAGUAUCUGACAUUGUUUGACCUGACAUCCCAAUCUCAGAGUAGCACAUGGUAAUGCAUCCACAUAGAUUGACAGGUAUUCAAUAAAAGUGCUUAUUUCUUGAGCUAGAGGAAUGACAUCUAUACUGGAGGAUGGCUUGAUAAAAACAAGCUCAAUAGAGCAGGUGGUGGCCCCUCUGUCCACUCACCUGUGUCACCUCAUCCUGCUGUGCGGGAGCGAGACCGAACUGGACGAAUUCAUCCGGCUGGAAGCUGCAGCUAAAGCGGUGGCCAAAGCAUCCAAAAACAUGGCAGCUGUAGCAACAAGGCUAGUGGCAGAUACUGAAGAUGAGAUCCUGAAAAUGGAGAUGGAUCCACUUGUGGAAUCCCUGACUGUUUCAGGCCAACACGUUCUCCUGGCCACCCAAAAGCUCAGCAUACAACCAGAGGUCAUAGAUCACAGAGAAGAACUUAUCGAAGCCACUCAAAACGUGCUGUUAGGUGUAGUCAAGAUCCUUCUAGUUGAAGAUGAUGCAACUAUAAGGAAGAUCACAGCAGCCGCUGACUGGCUUUUGCAGUGUCUUUCUCAAGUAGGAGCAGCAGCGAAAAUCUCGUCCUUAUUGAAAGCAUUUAAAGUAUACUCAAAGGCAAUGCUGCUCCUUCACAACUUAGUGGUGGAAAGAAUUCAGGAACUGCGUGACGGAAAACAGCAAGAGCAUUUGAGGGCUUCUCUAGAAACCCUGAAAAAAUGUGUUUCCAUGCUGCACACUGCCAUGUACACGACCAUCAAACAUCCACACAGCGAGGAGGCCCAGGGUGCAAAGCAGUACAUCCUAAACCAGGUGGAUUCAACUGUAAAUGACAUCAUAACCACACUCAAGAGCAACUGUGAACCAUCUGCCACUGGUUCAUGUGGAUACUACACUGAAAUACAGAACAAGAUACUAAGACUGCUGUCUGACCCUGCUUCUGUUAAAGAUGGUGGUUUUGAUGUUAUGCUUCGUGACCUGGUGUUCUACAGCAUGGCGGUAGCAAACACCUCUCGGAGGGAUAUUCAGUUUGAGGUUGCAGCACACUCCAAGCAAGUUCUUCAGCACUGGUCAGAGAUGUCACAACAAAUGAAAUGCUGUGAUGAUCAACAGCUUGCAAAAUCAUGUGCUUCCCUAUUGGAGCAAAUCCACAAACUUGAAGAUGCUGUGGUAAAAGCCACCCAGUUGCAAGUAAUGAACAUAUUUGUCACAAGUUCAACUCCCUUGGAACAACUGGUGCACAGCGUAAGCUAUAGUUUCCAGGAUGAGCAAGAUGAUGAGUUGGAUAUGGAAACACUUCGGGUGCAAUCAGAAUCCUUCAGGGCUCAUGCUGACAAAAUAUCAGAGGUGGCUGGCUUCGUCUCAGCUUUAGCGUUUAAUGAAAAAAGUCUUGAGGGUGUAGAGAACUCAAGGGGAUGCGUUAUGAGAUUGAAACAAGCAAUUGUAGCACUUGUUCAAAAUGUUGAGGAAGACAAGGUGUGUUCAAGUGAAGCUCUGGAAAAACUAAAAGAGAUGCAUCAGAGAUGGUCAGAGGAGAUGGAGCAGCUCUUGCAUGCUUGUAGUAGCAUUAUAAAUGUGAAGGACUUUGUCUGUCUUGCUUUGCACGAGAUGGAGAGCAUCUUCAAGGGGUGCAUUGAGGCACAUAAAGAUGAGGAUGCACAGUUUCUCACAAAACAGGCAAGCUUACUCAUUGGCCAUAUGAGCUUGGUAAUCCAGCUCGUGAGAAGGCAUGUCAGUAAGAGUGACAAUCCAAUCUACCGUAAUGGACUCCUGGUUCUGAUAAAGCAAGCGGAAGGAUCUGCUGCUGAGGUAACAAGCUGUGUCACUGAUAUAUAUUCUCAUACCAGUCUUAGCAAUGAGGCUUUCUCAUUGUUUUCUACUAGUGUCUCAACAGCUUUGAAACACUUUGAAAUUCUACGUGAAGGACUUGAUGGUUUGCAGCAUCCACAUCUUCUCAGCCCACUGCGGGAGGGGGCCCGCCAGUCUGCUGGUACUGUACCAUGUGCUACGCCCAUUUCAGAACAUGAAAGAUCAACUGCAGAUUCUGAUAAAACAGAGUCUUCAGUGCGAAGUUCCACUAGUGAAGAAAUUCCAUGUCAGCUUGAAGAUGGUUUGGAGAAUCAGGCUGUUCAAACAAUAAUAGAUCAUGAUGUGCCAAUCACAGAAGAAGCAUGGAUUGCACCUGUUGUGGAAUCUAAAGCGGUUGUACAGCUCCAUAAUUUGGAGUUGUUGCCUCUUUUGUGUGAAGUUGUCUGCAUGACCAAAGGUAAAGAUGUAGAAGCACUCAACAUGGCUUGCACUGGAGUUCUAGGACUCUCAAACAGCUAUGCCCAAGCUACAAGAGAAGCCACCAGUGUCAUAGACACAGCUGAUAAUGAGGAAAUAGAAAGUCUGCGGUCCAAACUCGUGUCCUUGACACCCUUGCUAGUUCAGACAGCGCAGGAAACAGCCAUGAGUUCAGCCAGGGGUACAGAUAGCAUUUAUAAGCACAGUACACAAUUUUCUGACCUCAUAAAAAAUGCCCGUAAGAUUCUGCUGCCAGUGGCUGGGAUGUGGUACCAUGCUGUAUACUCCAUGUUCCAAAACUAUGUACCAAAUAUGCUGGAGUCCAUCACACAGGAACUCACCGAGGUCAUGUGUUUAUGUGCAGAUGCUGUGCAACUUGUGAUAUCAGCAGAUAUAAAGUUGAUCGGUGGGUGUCAUGAGAGUAUAGGGUCUUUGCAGAGCAAGCUCCAAAAAGCUCAAACCAACACCAAGAAUCUCACGGACAUAGUGGGUUCAAGACCAACUCGAACUGAUGAGCUUGAUGGUCUCUGCAUGCUUUGGGCCUUGUCUGUCCAAGUCCUGUUGAACUCGUUGGAUAAGAUGUUGGGAACAGCUACAACUGAUGGUAAGGGGCACCUAAUUACACAUCAAAUGACACCCAAGAAAUGGUUGGCAGUAAUGUCCGAGAACUCGCUUCGUAUACAAGAAGCCGCAAGAUUGUCUUCUCUGAACUGUCGAGACAGCUAUAAAGUGAAACUUCUAGGAGAGCUACAAGAGGACGUGAAGACUCUUACGGACUCCUACCUACAGGCUGCUGAAGGAGUUAGUAUGGUGUCCCUCUCAAGUGUCCUUAUUCUGGCAAAGUCAGAGCUGCUUCAAAGACAGCUUCAGAUUAAAAUGAAAGCACUGUCUUGUCUUUUGAGCAAAAUUAACCAAGAUUAUCAGACAGCCAUUCAAAAUACAAUUGCUUUGGCAUGCUCUUUCCAAGCAAAAGAUAGUGACAUGGAAACUGAAGAUAAACUGGCGCAAUUCGAAAGUGCAGCAGAAUUGCUUAUGCAGAAUGUUAAAAGCGCCACAGAGUCCAUCCAGGACUGUUUCAACUUCAUUAGAGACCCAAAGGAAAGGUCCAAUCUGAGAUUCAUCAAUGACCACUUGACAUUUCAGAUGUCAGACAUUGUGAGUAGAGCCAGAUUAAUAGCAGAGACGCAAUCUCUCGGAGACACUCUCACUCUUGAUAUUCAGUCACAGUGCUGGCCAGCAAAGGCACAUUACCUUGUUGAAGAACUUAGUAAAGUAGAUGGAAUUCUUGUGGUCACAAAGGAACAGAUUAAGUGUGCCUUGCAGGGCAAAGAGUCUAGUGGAUUUGUUAAGUCCCAGACACCAAUAAGUUUCACACAAAAGGCAACACUACAACCUAUAUCCACAAGUACUCAAGGUCCUAUUAAAAGCAAACCGAGUACCAGUGUCCUAGAUGUGUCCAAUCAGGAACCAAAUAAGGAGGAGACAUCCCAGAGGAGCCCAAGAGGUCCUGUGUUCACCUUAGUAGAUACAACUCUCUCUUACACGUCUCUCUUUCUGAAACGGGAGACUGAGAAGUGGGAUGACAAGGGUAACCAGAUUGUCAAGGUGACGAAAGAAAUGGCAGAUAAACUCUAUCAUAUGGCCCAGUACCUAAAGAAGAAAGGGCCAAUCCAGACUAAAGAUGCUUUUGUAACAUCUGCAAAAGAUCUCAUCUCAAGUGGCCAGUCGAUCACCCAGUUUGUGCGUGUCAUAGCGGACCACUGUUUGGACAAGCAUUGUACAGAUGAGCUCUGUGUUAUUGCAGAGCAGAUUCUUACAAUUUCCAACCAACUUACCAUCAUUUCUAGGGGUGCAUGGUGUCUCCCCAGUGUUAAUGCAGUUACUCCUGGGUGCAAAUCAUCAGACGAGAUCCUGGUGAAGAACGCACAGAAUCUACUCCAGACAGUUAUCCAAGGAGUACGAGCUGCAGAGACUGCUUGCAUCAGGGGUUUGAAACAACCUGAGCCAAACUCUGAAGCAGCGAGAGCAGCAGCGUUUUGUUUCCAGUGGAAAAAGAGUCUCCUUAUCCACCGAGCUCAAGAACAGCUCAACCCUGAAACUGAUGAUUUGGGCCUACGUAGGACCUCCCAGCAUUCAGCAGCUCCUAGCCUCGCUCCACCCAUCAACGUGUUAGAUAAUUACAAAUGAGUAAACACAAAAUAAAGGGUCUUAAUUUUUGCCUGA